GCUCCCGCGCUGGGGCACUCGUCCGGCCUCGUCCGCGGGCCGCGGUCUGCUGUGCCGGCGGCUGAGGGCCGCCCGCCGCGCGGCGUCGGCUGUGGCGUUGCGGUCAUUGUGUCGUGACGGUGACGCCCGGUAGUGGUUUCCGCGACAGCGGGUGGCGGCUGCUUUAGCCCGGCCUGGGCUCCGCGGCCGCCUGGAGGGUCUCUGCAGCGCCCACCCCUUCUCCUCCAGGACCCCACGCCAGCAGCGACCCUGAGCCAACAGCCGGAGCGACCGGCAAUGGCGGCCUCGACGGCCUCGCACCGGCCCAUCAAGGGAAUCCUGAAGAACAAGACCUCUGCGGCUUCCCCGGUGGUGGCCUCGGCCGAACAGCCCCGCCGGACCGUCGAAGAGGAGCUGAGUAAAAAGUCCCAGAAGUGGGAUGAAAUGAACAUCCUGGCAACAUAUCACCCAGCUGACAAAGACUAUGGUUUGAUGAAAAUAGAUGAGCCAAACACUCCUUACCACAAUAUGAUAGGUGAUGAUGAAGAUGCCUUUAGUGAUUCGGAAGGCAACGAAGUUAUGACUCCAGAUAUCUUAGCUAAGAAAUUAGCUGCUGCUGAAGGCUCGGAGCCAAAGUAUCGGGCUCGGGAACAAGAUAGCAGUGGAGAGGAGGAUAAUGACCUCUCCCCUGAAGAGCGAGAAAAGAAACGACAGUUUGAAAUGAAAAGGAAGCUUCACUACAACGAAGGACUGAAUAUUAAAUUAGCUAGACAGUUAAUUUCAAAAGACCUGCAUGAUGAUGAGGACGAAGAUGAAGAAAUGUCAGAGACUGCGGAUGGAGACAGCAUGACUAUUGAAGAGCCAAAUCAAGGAUCUACCACAAGUGACCAUCUGCAAAACAAAUCACAAAGUUCAUAAAAGAAAUGUGUUCAGCAAUGCAGUCGUUUGUCCAAUACAAACCUUGUUACUAUACUACACUGCUUCUUGUUCUCUACAAUUCGUGACUUAUGUACCAAAAUACACACCAGUUACAUAUUGCCAAGAAUUAAGUUAUAACCAUAGAGACUGAUUAGAUGGAAAAUGCCUAAUUAAUACAUAUAUUCUUGUGCCUCAUAAUUCACCAGAAAUACAGUGUAAUGUCAUUAGUCCAAAACUGCUUUACUUUUGUAAGAACACUGGUUAAUUUGUAUAUGAUAUUAUAUAGCUUUUUAUGCUUUAGAGAUUAAAUAAUGUCAUUGGGGGAAGCUAAUUUAUUUUUGUCACUUCUAGAUGAAGGUACCUCUUAUAAAAUGUUUGAAGGUUAGUUUGAUGUUUUUUCUUCUUUCAAUCAAAAGCCUACUGGUACAGUGGGAUAUAUUGGUAGAUAAAUAUUUAGGCAGAAAGAUAUUUUUUGACAUUUAUCUUUAGCUUGUUUUGGCUAAUUGAGAAGGAGUCUUAAGAGUUACUGUUCAUUUUCUGAUUGAUGACCUUUAAAAUUCCUGUUGAUUUUCUUUGUUCUCGAAAGCAAUGAACUUCUUUUCAUUCAAACUGGUUUCCCCCACUCCCAACCUCACUCAAAUAAAUGACCAGGUUCAAGUUGCACUGA
This is a messenger RNA of Peromyscus eremicus (cactus mouse), 1564 nucleotides long. It is a transcript of the gene Ppp1r2, whose product is annotated as protein phosphatase 1 regulatory inhibitor subunit 2. Gene Ontology annotation, biological process: regulation of signal transduction. The transcript is spliced from 6 exons. Gene Ontology annotation, molecular function: protein phosphatase inhibitor activity. Bases 277 to 897 code for a protein of 206 amino acids. Lineage: Eukaryota; Metazoa; Chordata; Mammalia; Rodentia; Cricetidae. The record is from RefSeq and is a predicted model, not a curated record.